GCAAGCCUUACCAUCGAGUCUUGCAUUCAAUUCAAUAAGGCUACGGUCAAAAUCUCUUCUGCCACCCCUCCCUGAGGGGGCUCAAUCCGAGAGAGAUCUUAGCGAAUAUCUUCUGCUUAUAUGAUGUUAUGAUUUAUUUAUUAUAAUAUAUAAUAUAUAAAUAAUUUCUUCCCUCGGGCCUCGUCGGCUUUUCUAUUCAUUAUGUUGAUCCUCACGGAUUUGCCCCCGGAGAUUCUCCGCCGGGUCAUCGAGGAGUCCAUGCCCGAGGGCUUCGAGAAGUUCAUGCUAACCUGCCGCUACGUCUACGAAUGCGGCAGGUCCCUAAUCGAUAAACACGCCACGUAUAUCCGGGAAAACCGCUACCUCAACUUCGAGGGCAUUGCGGAUUACGUCCCCAUCGUCACUUGGAUGUAUAGCGUCGUGAAUGACCCCGUGGUCGCGAGAUAUGUCUGGCACGUCGAUUUUUGCCAGCGCCGGAGGGGCCCGGACGCGAUCUACCCGCGCAAGCGGCUGAACGGAGAUCCCGUGGCUAUGAGCCGCCUGAGGGAGUUUAUCGUGGAAUCGCCGUACUUGCGCCGGGCUGGCGUAGACCGCGAAGAGUGGGCGAGGGUUAUCCUAUCUAAAGUCGAGACCCUCGACACCGAGGAGCGCGAUAAAUAUUUCGUAUUUAUGGGUCCGUUUCUAUUCACGCUUUUCCCGAACCUCAAAUCCUUCAUGUUUUCGCCGCCCCUCAGCGUUCGACAUGCUAUGGAAUUCCCGGCUACCUCCACCCGGCACCUGGAUUACUAUCCGCAAGCGCAACGCGUGAUGGAGACAAUCACUCGGAUGAUAGAAGAGAAUGCCGAUGGGGCCUCCCUCGGGCAGUUGGCCCAGGUGUGGAUCCGGGACCUCGAAAACAACAACGAAAAGAUGGACUUGCGCGCCUUGCUAUCUUUUUUCACAGCACCAGAUCCUAAAGCCCUGUAUCUUACUAAUUGUGAGGAUUAUGGCAUCGGCCCCAUUUUCUUAGGAUACCACCGCAACUCCUUAGAUAUGAGCUUGGGCUUGCGCAAACUUGUAUUAGAACACAGUUACGUGGAUAGCGAGGCUAUAUCGUUCCUGCUAUCCCGUACUCCUUACUUGGAGUCGUUCAGGUUUAGUUACGUGUCGAAGAAUAAUAGUAGACCUGCGUUGGAUCGCUGGGAUGUGGCCGCUUUUAUCGCUGGUAUAGGGAAAAACGUGGGCCAGCACCUGGAGGAGCUUAUUGUAACCCUGGAGUACCUUGACGGUCACGUAACCAACGGGGUCACCUCCAUGAAAGAGUUCGUAACUCUCAAGCGGCUUGACCUUGACGUCCGGGCGUUCCACACCCCCGCCAUCCAGACGUGGGCGAAAAAGGUGUUACCAGGCGAGGAUGUGAUGCGAGAAAUUCCGCUGGAGGCGUUCGAGGCCAUCCCGCGGCUUGUUAAGAUCCUACCGCCUUCGCUAGAAGAAGUAAACCUCUUUGCGGACAACGAUAAGUAUAGGUACAACCCGGAGAUCGUGAAGAGGCUGUUAGAUGACUUCGCAGUCGACCGGUGGACCUUCCUGCCCAACCUGGAGAUCUUCGGGCUAUGGUGUAAGUUCUCGGGGUUGAAGAGACAGGACAAAAUCGACCUGUGGCACUACGCCCGAUCGAAGCGCAUCACCUGCAACUUUAAUUUCAAUGAUGAAUCGGCCUGGAAGUCCUUCCUCGCAAGCCGCUGUACCACCCACCAUUACCUCUCGCCCUCCCCUUUCCCCACAAUCGACGUUUUUGCAAACUUAACAGACUGAUCUCGACAGGGUGUUUUGGACGUACACGAAGCCUCGUUUUUACGAAUUAUGUAAAUAUUAAUUGUUUAAUUUUUAAAUCUUAUUUUUGCCAUAUCAUACCAUGUAUUCAUUAUCUACCUCUACAUACAACUUUGUCUUAUUCAAAGUCCGCCGGCAAAUAUCAGGUUAUCUUUACAGUAGUUAAUCGCAUUAAUAGCUUGUUUUACUCUGCAAUUAAUACGAGCAUCAACGUUCACAAAUGAUAUAGCG
This is a messenger RNA of Daldinia caldariorum, 2043 nucleotides long. RefSeq lists its product as uncharacterized. Bases 202 to 1794 code for a protein of 530 amino acids. The transcript has a single exon. Lineage: Eukaryota; Fungi; Ascomycota; Sordariomycetes; Xylariales; Hypoxylaceae. The record is from RefSeq and is a predicted model, not a curated record.